AGAAAUAUCAUCAUAAAGGGCAAAGCUCCUGUAGAUUCGGAAUGCGAGCCUAAAAUCAACUCGGCUCAUGUAUUUUACGAAGACGAUAUCAUAUAUGAUGUACUACUUAAUCAAACUAAUUUUCAAUUCAACAACAACAAAUUUUACAUAAUACAGCUUAUCGAGGAUGACGCUGUCAUGAAUUAUUCAGUUUGGUACAGAUGGGGGAGGGUUGGGAGAGUAGGGCAAUCUAAGCUAGAGAGCUAUGGAUCAGAUCUUGAAGGUGCAAAGGAAGCUUUUAUCGGAAAAUUUUACGCCAAGACUUUUAAUCACUGGAGUGACCGUACCAAUUUUGUGAAAGUGGAUGGAAAAUAUGAUAUCGUUCAUCUUGACUAUGCCAUUCAGUCUGACGAUGUUCCUGCGAAAAAGAAAAAACGGAAAACUGAUUCAAAAUUAUCAGAGCCUACCUUCGUAAGUUUGUGA
Molecule: messenger RNA, 462 nt
Organism: Protopolystoma xenopodis
Lineage: Eukaryota; Metazoa; Platyhelminthes; Monogenea; Polystomatidea; Polystomatidae
Source: the annotation of a GenBank genome assembly